Molecule: messenger RNA, 783 nt
Organism: Cynara cardunculus var. scolymus (artichoke)
Lineage: Eukaryota; Viridiplantae; Streptophyta; Magnoliopsida; Asterales; Asteraceae
Exons: 2
Coding region: 108-530 (140 amino acids)
Source: RefSeq, a predicted model, not a curated record
AUACACAAAAUCAAAUAAUCCAAAAGAAAAUUGAACAUUAGAAUUGGUUGGUUGUGUGUCAUCUUCCUCAUCUUCUUGAAGGGUGUUCUUGUAACCCAAAAACCACCAUGAGUGCACUAAAAUCUUGCAAAACCAUCGGUUACGGUUCGACGUUUUUAUCUGAUCGUUCGUUAAAUACCCGAAUUCAAAAUUCAUCUGUAAAUGUUAGAACUUGUUACAGAACGAGGGUGACGUUAAGGGCUAGCAUUGAUGGACAAGAAGAGAAAAAGAACUCGGAAAGACGAAGCUUUUUAACCCUAGAAGAAGCUGGUAUCGUAGAAAUGGCGGGUUUAAGCUCUCAUGAACGAUUUCUGUGUCGCUUGACGAUAUCGUCGCUAAACUUAUUGAGAGUGAUAGGAGAGCAGGAAGGAUGUAGUAUUGAAGAACUAAACGCGGGGAAGGUGUGUGAUUGGUUUUUGAAGGACAAACUCAAAAGAGAGCAGAAUUUGGAUGCAGUUCUUCAAUGGGACGAGUCUGAAUUUCCAUUAUAAAAAGACCAGUUUGCCCUUCCAUUUCAACGUUUAUACUCUUUGCUACAACUCGUCAUUCAAGAGUGUUCCGGUCAUUUGAGAAAUCACUGACAAUUGAGUUAAUUCAAAUGGUUAAAAUGUGAUCAAAAUACUUACGUUUGUAAGUGUUAAAAAGUUGUUUCAUACCUGUUCUCUUUAUUACAAUUUGUAAUUCGAGGGUAUUUUGGUAAUUUAAAAAAACCAUUGCCAGUUGCAUUUCUUCAAAUUGUUAGAA